Messenger RNA from Saccostrea cuccullata (small rock oyster), 1148 nucleotides. RefSeq names its product spermatogenesis-associated serine-rich protein 1-like. The coding region runs from base 122 to 817 and encodes 231 amino acids. The record is from RefSeq and is a predicted model, not a curated record. The transcript is spliced from 7 exons. Lineage: Eukaryota; Metazoa; Mollusca; Bivalvia; Ostreida; Ostreidae.
UUCACCGAGCGCAUGUCGCUGUUUGCUCAUAUUGUUUACAUUUUGAUUUAGUACAUUAGGCUUUAAAAUGUAACUUCCUUUACAUAGAAUCUACCGGAAACAUUAUAAAAUUAGCAUAAUAAUGUUGCAUUUGACGACUGAAAUCGGGAAAGUCGGCAGAAAAGAGAGGGAGCGGAAACAUUUCCCAGACAUCCACAAUAACUGCAGUCUCCCCUCCUACCGGCCCCAUGGACGGAGAUAUAUCCCCCACGGGUAUGGAUUCUACGAGGACUGGAUGCCGCAUAAUCAGAAUAUCAACAUUAGAUAUACGGAGAAUGGCCCAGACUGGAAGUCAAAACUAAAAUACAUCCCUGAUCCAGAAAAUCCGAAAUACCCAGCAGCAGAAAUCUUCGAGAACAACUGGAAAGCUAUGAGGCCGUACCCUUACACGUACAUGAGGACAAGAAACGAGUGGCUGCUUGACCCCGGGCUGACCAAGGUGGGGCUGAGGUGUAACUUUGGUGGCGUCCACAAGGCCACUAACACCAGCAGUGAUGAAAUCACACACAGAAUGCUUUUUGGGCGAGGACGCAACGAGACCAUCAUAGACAAAAGGAACGGGAUCCCGUACGCCUCGGAGGGGGACAAAUCGUACCAGGCCGUGGAGUACUCCCCCAGCUUCCAUAAGGCGGGGUCCAGUCUUCCCAGCCCACAGUUUGGUGCUAACUACCCUAAAGUAUCAACAGACACCUGUGUUCCGCUUCUGCCCAUUCCCAAAAAAGCCCAGGGAUACGUUUCGCGACAUGGAGCGACGGCGACAGAUGUCGGAAGAGAUUGACUCGGUGAGGGGCUUAGAGAGCUGGGAGCCGGCAAAGCCAAUCCACCAGGCGCUUAUCCCGGAAGAUCCCCCGACUAAGAAAUAAACAGAUGUCAGCUGAUUUCACCCAAGGCUGCUGACACAAUGGAAAUCUUUUUCCCUUUUCAGCAUGUCUUUGUGUUGGCUAUAUACUUGUCAUUUUCUUUGUUGCUCACUUUUCAAGCAAAAUUCAAUGUUAUUUUUCCCCAUUUAUUGUUAUACAUGUAUUUUAUUUUUUUUUUCAUAUUUGUUUGUUUAACUUUAACUCUGCCAUAUGCUUUGUCAUAUAUCCUAAGCCAUUUUGUUUUUCACU